Thecamonas trahens ATCC 50062 is the source of this 2451-nucleotide messenger RNA. RefSeq lists its product as uncharacterized. The transcript is spliced from 2 exons. The record is from RefSeq and is a predicted model, not a curated record. Gene Ontology annotation, biological process: regulation of gene expression. Gene Ontology annotation, molecular function: protein binding; RNA polymerase II cis-regulatory region sequence-specific DNA binding; chromatin DNA binding. Lineage: Eukaryota; Apusomonadida; Apusomonadidae. Bases 1 to 2418 code for a protein of 805 amino acids.
AUGUCGGCGAUUGGGCUGGAACCAAGGCCGCCCCUUCGGGUCACCAACACUGUUGUGGCAAAGGCUGCUGGUGGUGGUCAGACUGCUGAGACUGCUGGUGGUGGUCAGACUGCCGAGACUGCUGGUGGUGGUCAGACUGCUGGUGGUGGUCAGACUGCUGAGACUGCUGCUGGUGGUCAGACUGCUGAGACUGCUGGUGGUGGUCAGACUGCUGCUGGUGGUCAGACUGCUGAGACUGCUGCUGGUGGUCAGACUGCUGCUGGUGGUCAGACUGCUGAGACUGCUGCUGGUGGUCAGACUGCCAAGACUGCUGCUGGUGGUCAGACUGCUGAGACUGCUGCUGGUGGUCAGACUGCUGAGACUGCUGGUGGUGGUCAGACUGCUGAGACUGCUUCUGGUGGUCAGACUGCUGCUUCCGGUCAGCCUGUUGAGACUGCUGCUGGUGGUCACACUGCUGCCGGUAAGACUGCUGAGACUGCUGCUCCCGGACAGACUGCUGCUCCCGGACAGACUGCUGCUUCCGAUCAGACUGCUGCUCCCGGUCAGACUGCUGCUGCCGGUCAGACUGCUGCUCCCGGACAGACUGCUGCUCCCGGUCAGACUGCUGCUGCCGGACAGACUGCUGCUCCUGGACAGACUGCUGCUGCCGGACAGACUGCUGCUUCCGGUCAGCCUGCUGAAACUGCUGCUGCUGGUCAGACCGCCACUGCCGGCCAGAUUGCUGCUGCCGAUCAGACUGCUGCUGCCAACCACAUUGCUCAGAAUGUAGCUCCUCGUCGGACUGCUCCGAUCGCUGUCGCCGCUUUGAAGACCUUAGUUGCGACCACGACCGAGACCAAGAGUGGCAACUCGACGCCGAGCAACUUUACCUCGUCGGAGGCACCGAGCAGUGCAGCUCGCGCAGGUGGGGAGAGCGGCUCAAACUCGGACCCGCAUGCUCCGGGAGCGAAGCAGAUGGCAUUGGCUGGCGAGGCCAUUCCGGCGAGUACGACCGUUCCAGGCCCUACAGGGCUGGCUCCUGUACCGGCGCUCAAGCCGAUGACCGGUAGAGGCGGAGCAUCCCUCAGCGCAAGCACGUCGACAAUGAGUAGCGUGGUGCUAGGGGCUGGCGCAAGCACGCCAAGGAUGGGAAGCGAGCCGGCAGCGGGCAACGACGGGGUGUUUGGUGCGGCGGCGACUCAUACGCAGGCGCAGCCACAGGCGUCGACGCCGAGCGUCGUGGUGCCAAGAUUUGCGGCGGCAAGCAAGGUGCCACUCGUAGCGGUGGCUCCGCUGCUCCGGCUCGGGGCGGUGGCCAAGCACCUGGGGCGGUUCGGCGAGGCCGCGGUGUGCUUCUCGCGAGCGCUCAAGACUAUGUCCAAGACGAUGAACGAGGAGGCCGGUGGGGUGUGGGCUGAGCUCGGGCACGCGUACCUCAUGACUGGCGACAGCGAGCGGCUGACAGACGCGUUUGAUGCGUACCAGCGGGCGCUGGAGCUGCUCUCUGUCGAGGAGGUGCAGAACGCCGACCUGUGGUACGGCAUCGGCAUCAUGUACGAGUCAUUUGGCUCGUGGGAGCUGGCGGUCGAGGCGCACAUUGCUGUCCUCCGCAUCGCCAUGGACCACCAGCGGCGGGCGCAGGUCCUUUAUCGGCUUGGGCUCCUCUUUCGCAACCUGAAGCGAUAUGUAGACGCGUACCGGUGCCUUGACGCCAUCCGCGACACGCCGCCUGCACCGCUGCGAACCGCCGACGUUGUCUACCACAUUGGCGUGGUGUACGAGGAGGCCGGGGCGGUCGAGGACGCCGUGGCACUCUACACACACAUUCUUGACCAUGUGGAGCCGGACCACUUGCCGGCCAUGGCCAAGGUUGCGCUGAAUCUUGUGCAGCAGGUUGUGAACGCCGAAGCCAGCGAGGACAAUAGCAAUCUUAUCGCGCGCGGCAAGAUGUACCUCGAAACAAUCCUUGCCCGCGAACCGGGCAACGCAACUGCAGCGUGCGCGCUCACCACGCUCGUCCUCCACAACGUGCCACCGGGCGCUGCCGACGACCCGGAGCACGCUACUGCUGUUGCCAACGUCUACGCCCUCCUCCACCGGGCUGUCAAGGCCUCGCCGCCGGACGCCAUGCUCUGGGCCUCCCUCGGCCGCAUCUACUUUGUCAAUCUCCAGCUCAACGACGCGCUCGUCUGCUACGAGCGGGCGCUCUCGCUCUCGCUCGGUAACCCGGAGCUUCUGCACAACAUUGCUGUCGUCUAUGAGACUGCGCAGUAUCCGAACGAGUCAAUGACGGCAUUCAACCUCUUUGCCCGCAUGCGCGAGGCUUCCCGCGCCGCCGAGCGCAGCGGCAAUUCCUCGCCUACCCCUGCCGCCGGCGCCCUCUCCCGCAAAAUCACCGUUGCCCUCUCAUCGACCAACAAGCGCAAGCGGGGCUCGUGAAGGUCGCGUAUGUACGUAAACUGUAAUCACCCG